GGCCACCAAAAACUGAAACUGAAAGAAGAAGAAGAAAGUUUUUGUUGUGGUUACAAAUUGAGUGAUAAGUUUUAUUUUUUUAAAUUUUAAACUAGAUUAUUAGAAAGAAAAAUUAAAAUCACCAUCACAUUUAAUUUAUAAACUUCAUGUCUACUGAAUUCAAGCAAAUAAAUUCCUAAUAAACUUUCCAAUUCGAGUAAAUUGAUAAAAGAAGACAAGAAGAGUACCCGAACCCAAAUCUGAAUCUGAAUCUGAAUCCGAAGUAAGGAAGACAGCUGCUGUCAAAAAUAAUAAACUAGAGAAACUACGCUAUGGAUUUCGAGAGCCUUACCAAUCAAAAGGAGCCGCACGCUCGUACAAUCAUUCAUUUUGAUAUGGAUUGUUUCUACGCACAAGUCGAGGAGCUUCGUGAUGUAUCGCUACGAACUAAACCAUUAGGAAUACAACAAAAACAAAUUGUAGUUACUUGUAACUACGUAGCUCGACAGUAUGGUGUGACGAAAUUAAUGCUUAUAUCUGAAGCAAAAAAACUCUGUCCCAACAUUGUAUUGGUCAAUGGUGAAGAUCUAACAAAUUACAGGCAAAUGUCAAACAAAAUCUUCGAAAUUGUCCACAAGUACACGCCUUUGGUUGAAAAAAUGGGAUUUGACGAAGACUUUGCCGAUGUGACUGAUUUAGUUGCCAGUCGAUGGAAAGCUGAUGUCAGUGUGGAAAUCGAAGGUUACGUCCAUCCGCUAGAUUAUGAACUUACAGAAAAUUGUGAUUGUGGCUGUGACAAGCGACUAGCUAUUGGUUCACAAAUUGCCAAAGAAAUACGUCAAGAAUUAUUUGUCACGCUUGGCAUUACGUGUUGUGCUGGCAUUUCUUAUAAUAAACUUUUGGCGAAGCUUGUUGGAAGCACAAACAAACCCAACAAGCAGACUGUUUUAAUUUCCAACUAUGCGGAAGAGUUUAUGCGUGAAAUAAAUAAUCUGCACGCGAUAACGGGAAUCGGUCAGAAGACCGAAGCAUUAUUGCUGGAAAGCGGGAUUGGGAAUGUUAAUGAACUGCAAAACUGCGAUAUAGAUAUGCUUAAAAAGAAGCUGGGCUUCGAAACGGCCACCAGACUGAAAGCGCUCUCAUUUGGACGAGAUACGGCUCCUGUGCGUCCAACUGGCAAGCCAAAAACUAUUGGACUAGAGGACGCUUGCCGACCUAUUUCCGUGAAGAAAGAUGUGGAAGAAAAAUUUCGCAUGUUACUCAUGCGACUUAUUGAGCAGGUAUCCGAUGAUGGUCGCAUCCCGAUUGCAAUAAAAGUUGUUUUACGAAAAUUUGAUUCGGCCAAAAAAACAAGUCAUCGAGAAACAAAGCAAGCAAAUAUUCUGCCCUCAUUAUUCAAAUCAAAUCCCAAUGGUCAAAUCACACUGGCUGAAGGUGCCCUCUCAAAACUUUUAAAGAUAAUCAUGCGAUUGUUCGAAAGAGUUGUUGACUUAGAAAAACCCUUUAACAUCACUCUAAUUGGAUUGGCUUUUUCGAAGUUUCAACAGAGAAAAAUUGGAUCAUCGUCAAUUGCUAAUUAUUUAAUAAAGAAAACAGACUUAGAAGUUCAAUCGGUUACCUCUAUAACUAGCGAUGAAGCUUUUCUGUCGUCCCCUCAAACAUUCCGUCCCAGUGACCAGUUUUAUAGGCGCCGUACAACUGCAUCACCGAUUCCAAUGAAUGUUGAUUUGGAAGCACCAUCCUCCGACAUAUCAGACUUUUCCGAAAAUGAAGUUGAGCCAUCACCGAAGAAAAGUCGCUUCAGUCUACUGAUUGCCAAACGGAGAUGUCUUUCCGGCAAUGACGCCAAUGACAUUGCAUCACCAAGUAAGCUGCGUGUAUCCGAUCUUCGACUGAAUUCCCGUGAUAGUGAAAAGGAUAUUUCAAUGAGCCCCAUUUCAUCGCCAUCGACUUCCUUUCAAAUACCCACAGCUAAAAGUUCAUCUCCACAAUUUAUAAACUCUUCACAAACUUCAUUGAUUAAUGGCUGUGACGAAAGUCGUGACACUGGCGAUAUGGUCUGCGAUCCAAUCGCUUCUAAAUCAGAACAACCAAACACAUCGACAUCGCAACAACAACAAGAAUCAUCACACGCAGAGGCCUCAUCGAAUGACUCCUCAGCCGCCUCAAAAACAACUAUUACUGGAAACUUGUCGAACAUUCCAUGUCCGACAGGUGUCGACCAAAGUGUAUUCAAUGAGCUGCCGCUUGACGUACAAAAAGAGCUCAUAAGUUCGUGGAGAAGUUCAAUGGCAACAAAAGCUAACAAUUUGAAUACAAGUACGGCUGCUACAAGUAAUUUAAGUAAUACCACAAUGGCUGGAGGCCAAAAAAACACCCUCUAUAGGUAUUUCCUAAGGAACAAAUAAUGAAUGACAAAACUUUAAUUUAAUAAAGCUUAAAGCUUAAAGUGUAAAUUAUUUCGAAAAUGAAUUACAAGCGUAUAAGAAAAUCUAUUUUUUUAUUUUGUUACAAAUAAAAUAGAGUUAAAAAGUUUUUUUGUACCAAUAAAAAUAGUUAACAAUUUUCUACA
Molecule: messenger RNA, 2551 nt
Organism: Eupeodes corollae
Lineage: Eukaryota; Metazoa; Arthropoda; Insecta; Diptera; Syrphidae
Gene: PolI
Product: DNA polymerase iota
Exons: 2
Coding region: 312-2387 (691 amino acids)
Biological process (GO): translesion synthesis
Molecular function (GO): DNA-directed DNA polymerase activity; damaged DNA binding
Source: RefSeq, a predicted model, not a curated record